UAUAAUGAAAUAUGAUGCGAUAAUUUUAUCAGUGAGGUGCCCAUACAGAUGAAGGUUAACACCGUUAUACGCUUGUACCACACGUAGCGGAUGGAAUCACUUUGUACUUGAGAAUAGUUCGUUGUACCGUUCGUUGGCUUGAGUAAAGUUGUUUUUGGUUCGCGUUCUAUAGGAAACAAAUUCAAUCAAGUAUUUUAUUGAAGAAUUUAAAGAAGCAUUUUGUAUCGCAAAAUGACAUCUGCUGUUUCGCAUCCUACUCCGAAGAGUACCAUCGAUAAAGAAAAGAAGCAAGCGUUUGUUGAAUUCACAAAUGGUUUGAAAUGUCCCCUUAUUGCUUUUGGAACGUGGAAGUUACUUAUUACUUGCACUUAUGCAAUUCACUUGAAUUGGACUGUGGGUAAAAUUGGUGGGCCCUGGCUUCUGUUUAACGAUGAUGAAUUGUGUCCCAUGGUAGCCUUAGGAACCUGGAAAUCCGAACCGGGUAAAGUUGCUCAAGCUGUGAAAGAUGCUAUAGACGUUGGUUACCGGCAUAUUGAUUGCGCUCACGUAUACGGAAAUGAAAAAGAAGUCGGCGACGCUCUCAAAGAGAAGUUGAACGAAGGAGUGUUGAAGAGAGAAGAUUUAUUUGUUACUAGCAAGCUAUGGAAUACUUUCCACAGAGAAGAUUUAGUCGAACCGGCGUUACAAACGACUCUGAAAGAUUUACAAUUGGAUUACUUGGAUUUGUACCUGAUUCAUUGGCCGAUGGCGUACAAGGAAGGAGAUACUCUAUUUCCGAAGGAUGAAAAUGAUCAAGUUCUCUACAGCGAUGCUCCGUUACUAGAAACGUGGAAAGCUAUGGAAAAAUUGGUCGAGAAAGGUCUGGUUAAAUCAAUCGGCGUAUCUAACUUUAACAGCAAACAAAUCGAAGACGUUUUAAAAAUCGCUAAAAUUCCUCCAGCUGUUAAUCAGGUCGAAUGUCAUCCGUAUUUGAACCAGGGAAAAUUACGUAGAUUUUUACACGACAGGAAUAUUACAAUGGCCGCUUACAGUCCGUUAGGAUCUCCCGAUAGACCUUGGGCUACGAAAGACGAUCCGAUUUUGUUAGAAGAUCCGAAAUUGGCCGAAAUUGCUAAAAAGUAUAACGUUAGCGUUGCUUCGAUUUGUCUUAGAUAUCAAAUUCAAAGAGGAAAUAUUGUUAUUCCUAAAUCUGUUACGAAAUCGCGUAUCCAGUCUAAUUACGAUUUGUUCGAGUAUCAAAUUUACGAAGAGGAAUGGGAGGAAAUUGAAAGCUUGAAUAAGGAUCUUCGUUAUUGCAGUCUUCAUUGGGCCAAAGACCAUAAGGAUUAUCCGUUUAGUAUCGAAUUCUAAUGUAUAGUAUUUGAUCAGCGUGUACAUAAUUAUAUUUCAUGAAUACUCUGUUAAUUUAUCAUUAAAAAGUACAAAGCAUUUAUAUGUAUACUUUCAACUUUUUAGAUUCAUAUGUUUCAUUUUGCAAUAAAAUAUCUCAAGUUUUCAUGUUA
Messenger RNA from Planococcus citri (citrus mealybug), 1502 nucleotides. Its product is annotated as aldo-keto reductase family 1 member B1-like. The record is from RefSeq and is a predicted model, not a curated record. Bases 232 to 1350 code for a protein of 372 amino acids. Gene Ontology annotation, cellular component: cytosol. The transcript is spliced from 8 exons. Lineage: Eukaryota; Metazoa; Arthropoda; Insecta; Hemiptera; Pseudococcidae. Gene Ontology annotation, molecular function: aldose reductase (NADPH) activity.